Molecule: messenger RNA, 3366 nt
Organism: Talaromyces amestolkiae
Lineage: Eukaryota; Fungi; Ascomycota; Eurotiomycetes; Eurotiales; Trichocomaceae
Exons: 5
Coding region: 1-3366 (1121 amino acids)
Biological process (GO): regulation of DNA-templated transcription; DNA-templated transcription
Molecular function (GO): DNA-binding transcription factor activity, RNA polymerase II-specific; zinc ion binding; DNA binding
Source: RefSeq, a predicted model, not a curated record
AUGUCUGAAUCCACCCUCGAAUCGCGGUCGUCCUCUGGUCGAUACCCCGUCAGCGGAGGACGUAUAACCCGGAACCGCGCCAGUUAUAGUUGCCACACAUGCCGCAGGAGGAAAGUCAAAUGCGACAAGAUUCAUCCUAUCUGCGGUAAUUGCUCGAAGAACGCAUCUGAAUGUGUCUACGACACUGCAACUCCAAAGAAGAAUGACGACAACGAUGCCGACGACGAGUACAACCAACAUGGAGUCAAGCGACGAAGGCAGACUUUGCGAUCCGUCGACGAAGAAGACGAGGACUUUAAGAUGAUACCAGGCGAGCGAGAACAGGCAGAAUUCAAGGGCGGCUCGCAAGCAAUCGCAGCCCAACUCAACAAACUUACAAAUAUGAUUGAGAAUCUGAGCAAGGCCAAAGGACCUUUACCGGUAGAGGAAAUGAGUCGCCAGCUGCAAGCAAUCAGUCAGGAUGUUGAUCAACAGGCUUCUGUUGGGUCUCGGGCGGCUUUGUCGUCGCAGAAUUCUACCUCGAAUAAGUUGUCUAGUUCGAGGGAUACGAGUCCACGUCGCACGGGUGAUUCAAGCGGAGAUGAGUUUCCUGUGCCGGCGGGAAAUGCUACUGAUCCUGUAGAUCCUGUAAUGAAUUUGGGGCAUCUCAGUCUCGAAGAUGGCAGAUCGAGAUACGUCGGUACAACGUAUUGGGCUUAUAUAUCAGAUGAGAUCAAUGAACUCAAUCAACUAUUACGCGAACAACACGAGUCGCAUGAAGUACCUCCGUCUACCGAUGGUGAUACGGAUGCCGUAAUGGUAUCUGUGGAUCAACCCAUGACGAGAACUCCUUACCCACCUAGCCGUCGUCAAGGGUAUCGGUCGUCGACUAGCGGGCAUCAACUGAACAGAGCACUUUUAUUCUCAGGAGAAUCACCCACCGCGCUUGACAAGAACAUCGAACCAUACAUGUUGGAGGAUAUGCCGACACGGAGGCAAAGCGAUAUUCUAUAUAAAGGAUUCAUGUCUGGUAUCCAUGCGAUAAGUCCGGUACUACACCCGCCUACAAUAUUACAAUCCUAUCAUGCGUUCUGGGAUUGGUAUGAGAAUAGCGGCUAUUCUGGAGAGCGAUGUCCGGAUGUUACAUUUAUUCCACUGCUUUAUGCUAUGUGGCAUGGCGGUUCUGUGACAAUCUCGAUCCAUACAAUCAAAGCCGAGUUUCCUAAUGCUUCAAGCCGCUCUGAACUGUGCGACCCGCUUAAUGAACAUGUGAUUACCUGGCUUGAUAGAAUAUCUUUUCCGCGCAAUCCAUCUUUGCAUGGAUUAGUCGCUUUUCUCAUUACGAAGACCAUUCUUUCUCGAGAAGAGGAGCCUCUAGCGAGCAGUCUUUUCAUCAGUACUGUGCUGAGAGUCGCUCAAGCGAUGGGUUUGCACCGAGAUCCAGCGCAAUUCGGUAUCAAAUCUAGUGAAGCCGAAACACGGAGGAGGAUAUGGUGGCAUAUCAUCCACAUGGACGGCGUUGUUGCCAUGUCUUCCGGUUUGCCCCCUUUGGUUUGCGACGAGAGUUACUGGGACGUGCGGGAGACCAGUGAAGUGAAAGAUACACUGUUAGGGACACCGCAAGCGGAACAGUACUCUCGGCUGGUGGAAGGCAAUCUCAGGCCGCCGGAUAACCCUGAUGAUCCAACGGUCUGCGGUGGUAACUCAAUGGUCAACGUGUUUUAUCUUUGCGCGAGGGGGAAAUACGCAAUGGCUCGGGCUGUCAGGAGAAUCAUGAAAAUCCAGUUAGGAACGAAGCCAGUCACGGGUCGUGACAUGGAAGAAUUGAGGUCGAUUCUCGUCGAUCUUCAAUUUCAGCUGAACUCGCUUAUCAAUCGCAUUCCACUUGCGCAACAUCCAAAUUCUUUUGGGGCUAAAUCUCCAGGAAACACAACGCGAACUGCCCCUCAAGGUCGAAUUGAGCAGGGUUUACUGCCCGACGACGGUCCCGGGGGCUGCUCGGAACAGUACCACACUCCAGUUCUGGUAGCGUUCCAUAAAUGGGCACGAAUUCUUCUUUCGUUGUUCCUGGAUAAAGCAUUCUGCGUCGCUUAUCAACCAUUUCUUAAGAACGCAAGAAGUCGAAUAUGGCCCACAGCACGACAAGGUGCUCUACGGCAUUGUCAUGGUUUCAUGGAAAAGUUUAUUGCACUAGCGACAGAUCCAGAUUUUCAGCCUUUUCAGUGGAGUUGGCCCGGAAAUCMCCAGCCGAUGCAUGCCACCAUGAUAAUGCUGAUUGAUUUAUACGAGCGUCCAAGCAGCCCCGAAGCCCUACGGUCAAGAGCAUUUAUCGACAAGAUAUUUUCAAUUAGUGGACCGGACGGCGGCGUCGUCGGCGGAGAAGACGGGGUUACUACAGCACGGCCAUUAAAAGACGGCGGCCGAGAGGCAUGGGACAUGAUGCGACGACUGCGUGAAAAGGCAUGGCAAAAAGCAGGCUUAAAUCCCCAGCAACUAUGGACGGAGCAGGCUCAAAUCCAGGCCGGGGUUGCUCAUAGUGCUAAACGAGCAACACAACGGUCGUCUCAUGCGAGAAGAUCAAUAGAUACUGCUGCACCACUUGCAAAGCCUGCUGAUGAUGCACAAGUGGCAGAUUUCAAUAGACGGUUUUUUGAGAUGACUCGGAAUCAUGUUCUGGUCAAUCCUGUUGUAUCGUCGUUGAGACAGGAAUCCGCGCAAACUCGGCCGUUGCCUGUGUCGCGUUCGAAUGUGUCCAUGCAAUACCCGACACAAGCUCAACUCAAUAUACCACCCAAUAUACCCUCACCUACUGGCUUCAUACCGAAUCCAUCUCUCGACAGUCAAAGCCUCGACGCAACUUUAACCCUCGCCAAUCUCGCGUCUGGUUCGAUGAUGAACACCCCAAGCCCACAGAACUUCAUCCAGCGACCGCCACAACAACAAUACCGCCAGCCUAUCCAACCAGCCCAACCCUACCCAAUAAUGCAAACAACAUCCCGAUCCUCCUCCUCCCCAACCGCCACAAACACAACAACCUUCUCACCCCUCAACUCCCCGCAAACCACCGCCAUGGCCGCGACAUCAUCCAGUCCCUCCGCAGGCGCGCCCUCAGCACCAACACCGCCUUCCAUGAUGGACCCCAAUCUGACAUUCGAUUGGGACCAAUGGGACGCCGUGUUCGGGCAACAAUUACCCAUGGCCGACGAACUGGUUGAGUUGGAUCCUGUAGCGGGCGGAUUGGGUUUGGGUUUGAAUAAUUUGGGGAUUGAUUUGUUUUCGACAAGUAAUAGUACUAAUAAUAUGGGUCUUGGUGUCGGUGGCGGUGGGAGUGAGAUGGCGACGACGCCGGCGAGUGAUGUCUGGCGGGACUUUGAGUGGCAGUACUAA